AUGAGUGAAUGGGUAAAAAAAGAAUAUGGGGAUGUUUUUACAUUCACUCAUAAUGAAAAAUAUCCUGUUCCAACUUUAAGUGACUUUAUGGAAUUUAAAAAAACACUUGACGAUGAUGAAGGAUGGACUGUUGACCAAGACAAAAAUGGUACUAAGGUGUUGUUCAGAGAUGUUUGUUAA
Molecule: messenger RNA, 180 nt
Organism: Entamoeba nuttalli P19
Lineage: Eukaryota; Evosea; Mastigamoebida; Endamoebidae
Product: START domain containing protein
Exons: 1
Coding region: 1-180 (59 amino acids)
Source: RefSeq, a predicted model, not a curated record